GGCUGGCGACUUUUCUGCCGUUGCUUGCCAAAUUCAGCUUCCCUUACCGAGCUUCUUUCUCUGACUUCACUUUAUAUUUAAUGAGACGAAGGGCUGUUGGAAUUGCUAAUGCUGAAAAUCGGAAAGCGUUAGAUCGCAAGUUUCAGGAGAUUGGAGACAACAUAGCUGCGAGAGAAAUACAGCAGCUUCAUGACCAGCUUGAUACCUUCAAGACCAACUUACAAGAAUUUGCCCGGAAGUACCGAAAAGAUAUACGGCGGGACCCAACAUUUCGCAUGCACUUUCAGCAAAUGUGUACAAAGAUAGGAGUAGACCCUCUAGCCUCAAACAAAGGAUUUUGGGCAGAUCUGCUCGGGUUUGGUGACUUCUAUUUCGAACUCUCCGUGCAGAUUACAGAAAUAUGUAUUGCAACACGACCACAAAACGGUGGUUUGAUAGAAAUGGGAGAACUCAAGCGUCGAAUUAAAGUUAAGCGAGGUGACAGAAAAAGCUCUCAACCGGAAAUAAGCGAAGACGACAUAGUGAGAUCCAUCAAAACACUCAAACCAUUAAGUAGCGGAUUCGAAAUCUUGACGAUUGGUAAUCGCAAAAUGGUACGUUCAGUGCCCAAAGAAUUGGAUACGGAUCAAUCAUCCCUGCUUCUGCUUGCGCAGGCGACGGGCUACAUGACGAAAGGAAUGAUUGAAACUGAAUUUAAAUGGCAUGAAGGCCGAAUCCUCCAAGCGCUGGAUAAUCUGUUACAAGACGGAUUGGCAUGGUUGGAUUUAUCGCCAGGAGAAGAGGACAAAUAUUGGAUACCCAGUUUCUAUGAUUUUGGAGACAACGAAAAUACAGUUUAAAUAUGCCUCAUCAUUUUGCAGGUUGUAGAAAGUUGCUUGGCACAUAGCCAUAUUUGCCGACCCAUCGCGCAUCCGUCACAUUCCAUGCAUGCGCCAUAUACCAC
This is a messenger RNA of Umbelopsis ramanniana AG, 943 nucleotides long. RefSeq lists its product as uncharacterized. Lineage: Eukaryota; Fungi; Mucoromycota; Umbelopsidomycetes; Umbelopsidales; Umbelopsidaceae. The record is from RefSeq and is a predicted model, not a curated record. Bases 81 to 839 code for a protein of 252 amino acids. Gene Ontology annotation, cellular component: ESCRT II complex. Gene Ontology annotation, biological process: protein transport to vacuole involved in ubiquitin-dependent protein catabolic process via the multivesicular body sorting pathway. The transcript is spliced from 7 exons.